Macrosteles quadrilineatus (aster leafhopper) is the source of this 2350-nucleotide messenger RNA. Its product is annotated as ATP-dependent RNA helicase p62-like. The transcript is spliced from 12 exons. NCBI's taxonomy places the organism in Eukaryota, Metazoa, Arthropoda, Insecta, Hemiptera, Cicadellidae. The record is from RefSeq and is a predicted model, not a curated record. Gene Ontology annotation, molecular function: RNA helicase activity; ATP binding; RNA binding. The coding region runs from base 214 to 1827 and encodes 537 amino acids. Gene Ontology annotation, cellular component: cytoplasm; ribonucleoprotein complex; nucleus.
GGGGGAAGGAAAAGGAAAUCAAUUCAUCCACCUUUCACAAAGCCCACUUGGCCACUUCUGCUGUUCCAACAUUUUGCACUUCCCUUUCGCCAUCUUGCUGUCUUCGUGGCGUGUUCCUGUACUUAUAAAUAGAGGGUUAUUUCCCUCUUUCAUACACCACCCGUGCAAGUGUUGGGGCAUUUCUCGCUUGCUCAAAAGGAACAUAUUGCAGCAAUGUCUUCUUACGGAUCUGGAAGUCGAGGUUCAGGAGGAAAGUUUAGCGGUGGAAAGUCAUUCGGAGGAGGUGGAAGUGGUGGAAGAUUUGGAGGAGAUAGAGGCGGCGGUCGCUUUGGCGGAAACGGAGGAGGAAGAUUCGGAGGAAAUGGAGGAAACAGCUUCAAGAACAAGCAACCAGGUGGAGGCCUUAAGAAACCAACCUGGGACUUUGAGUCUCUCUCGCCAUUCGCCAAAGAUUUCUACAACCCUCAUCCCAAUGUUGUGGACCGACCAUUCCAUGAAGUUCAGAACUUCUUGGCAAGCAAGGAGAUAACCAUCAAAGGGAGAGCUCCUAAGCCUAUUCAAUUCUUCGAGGAAGCCAAUUUCCCCGAAUACGUCCUUGCUGAAGUCAGGAAACAAGGUUUUGACUUCCCUACUGCCAUCCAAGCACAAGGUUGGCCUAUUGCAAUGAGUGGACUGAACAUGGUUGGAAUCGCCAAGACUGGAUCUGGGAAAACCCUAGCGUACAUGCUGCCGGCAACUGUCCACAUCAACAACCAAGAGCCCAUCAAGCGCGGUGAUGGACCCAUCGCUCUGAUCCUGGCCCCCACCCGAGAGCUGGCACAACAGAUACAACAGGUGGCCAUUGAGUUUGGGUCGUCCACUUGUGUACGAAGUUGCUGCAUCUACGGUGGAGCUCCCAAGGGACCCCAGGCGCGAGACCUUCAGCGCGGCGUGGAGAUUGUCAUUGCAACCCCGGGCAGACUCAUCGACUUCCUGGAGCAAGGCACGACCAACCUGCGACGUUGCACUUACCUGGUGCUUGAUGAGGCUGACAGGAUGUUGGACAUGGGUUUCGAACCCCAGAUCCGCAAGAUCAUCGAGCAGAUUAGGCCUGACAGACAAGUACUUAUGUGGUCGGCAACUUGGCCCAAAGAAGUUAAGAAACUUGCUGAAGAUUUCCUUCAGGACUACGUUCAGAUCAACAUCGGUUCCCUUGAGCUUUCUGCCAACCACAACAUUGUUCAAAUUGUCAACGUCUGCAGAGAUAAUGAGAAGGACCAAAAAUUGAGCACUCUGCUUCAAGAACUGAGUCAGGAGGAAGGAAAAACCAUCAUUUUUGCUGAAACUAAGAAAAAGGUCGACAACAUCACCAGAACUAUCCAGCGCUAUGGAUGGCACGCAAUGGGAAUUCACGGAGAUAAGAACCAAAGUGAGAGAGAUUGGGUGUUAAGAGAGUUCCGUAAAUCGUCAGCAGGAAUUCUGGUGGCAACUGAUGUUGCUGCCCGAGGCCUAGAUGUGGAUGAUGUGAAGUACGUUAUAAACUACGACUACCCCAACUCCUCUGAGGACUACAUCCACAGGAUCGGCCGCACAGGCAGGUCCGACCAGACAGGCACUGCGUACACAUUCUUUACACCCAACAACAGCAAGCAGGCGCGAGACCUCAUCAACGUCCUGACAGAGGCCAACCAAGAGGUGAAUCCCGAACUCAACAAGCUGGCGAUGCGCGGAGGUGGUGGCGGCGGUGGCAACUGGAGGGGAAGGAACCAGUGGGGCUACCAGAGAAACACCGGCACCAGAAGUUUUGGAGGCCGAGAAAAGAGCCAUCAGAAAUUCAAUGACUACUAACUGCUGACAUCCAGUUCAACUGUCGCUGUACAUCUCUUUUAUUGUGAUAACUUAAAAUAAUGUCAUUAAUGUAGCUAGAACCACAGAUUUUUUGUUUCAGUUUUUGAGUUGGCUCGGUCAAGCGGUAAAGCCAAAAAUUAUGACUUAAGUUGUUAGAUCUCUUAAAAUGGUACAAUAUUGUAAUUUGGAUCAACAAUGACUGUUGUGCGAUUAUUUAUGUAGCUAAAAGUGCACUUUCAAAUUGUAAUUUAUCUGAAGGAUAUUUUGUUUUAUUAAAUGUGUGUGUAUACUGUAUACUUACUCUAUCAAUGAUGCAUUGGUAAUCCUCAACUUUUUAUAAUGACUGUAGUAUUACCUAGGAUUAAGUAACCCUUUUGACACCGUUGCACUGUGGUUUUAGCAAAUCUUUUAUUUGUCAUCUUUUGUACUUGCUAUGUUAAGAUAUGUUAAUUUUAGUGCAGAAAAUUCCUUUAUAAUUUCUUUUAUUAAGGUGAGUGGAAAAUACAAAAAAAAUCGCAAAACC